Triticum turgidum subsp. durum (durum wheat) is the source of this 1473-nucleotide messenger RNA. The record is from the annotation of a GenBank genome assembly. NCBI's taxonomy places the organism in Eukaryota, Viridiplantae, Streptophyta, Magnoliopsida, Poales, Poaceae.
AUGUCAUCUAGGAGUAAUUCAAAGAGGCUGCCCUCAGAUGACAAUGUUGCCUCUGACGGAGGACUCCGACGUCGAGAGUUUUAUCUGAAUGGACCUUCCCUGGACCGUGCUUCCAAGCGUAUCACCGAGGGUGUUCUGUCCCCUCCCAACUUGAAAAACUCACAUAAGAGCAAGGGGAGCCACCAGUUGCAUUCUGAGGCAUCAGGAAGUAACUCAAGAAAGGGUGAAAGCAAUCAUGGGAUACAUGUGUCAGCAGGGAAUGAUGAUUUGUCAACCACGCAGAAACCAAGGAAAGUGAAGCUCAAAAUUGGUGGAAUCAGUCGGACCAUACCGGCAAAACCAAACCCUGCUAUACCAGAUUCCAGGUCUUCAGCUGCAAAGCCUACACGGCCAGGAGAUUCAUCGCACCGGCAAAAGCAUGGUAAUCAGACUGAAGGUGCCAAAGAUUCAAAUAGGUUGCCCUCUUCUCAAGACAAGAAAACAAGAAAGCUUUGGAAAAUUGAAGAUACCUUGACUCCGGAACAACCUGCCAAAGUUCAGAGAGAAGCGUCUUCGGAUCCUGUCCGGAAGAGUAGAAGGAUUGCUAAGAAAUCCAACAUGGACAGUGAAUUAGAUGAGGAAUAUGGUUUAAGUACUCCUGAAAAUCAUGGAGCUUCUAAUGAUAAUGAGGGUCAUAUUCGUGAACCUAAAAACAAAGGAGGGAGUAACCCUAAGAAGAAUGCCUCGAAGAAAGACCGGAGCAGGAGCACAGUUUAUGAGGUUGAUAAUGAUUUUGUUACACCCCAAUCAAAUAGAGAUGGCAAGAAAAGGUCAAGAGAUUCUACUGAUGCUGAUGAGGAUAAUGCAGAAGAGGAGCUGGCCUCUGAUAAUGAUCUUGAAGCUGAAAACAAGAAGCAGAAAGCAGUCACUGAAUUGUCUGCCAGUGUUAAGAGUGAACCUCUCACAACGCGUCGCCGAGCCCUUCAAUCAUGGAUGGAUGGGAACAGCAACAGUACCAUUGAGUUCCCCGAUGGUUUACCAGCAGCUUCAUCAAGAAGCAAGAAGGAAAAGCUCUCUGAUGCUGAGAUGCUCGCGAAGAAGGCUGAGGCUGCUCAGCGGCGCAAGAUGCAAGUGGAGAAAGCCACUAAAGAAAGCGAGGCUGAAGCUAUAAGGAAAAUACUGGGCCUGGACACCGAGAAGAAGAAAGAAGAGAGGAAGCAGAAGGAGCGAGAGGAGAAGGAGAAGGCAGCCAGAGCGCAAGAACUCGCCAGGAGCUCCAUCCGGUGGGUCAUGGGGCCCACAGGCACGGUGGUCACGUUCCCUGAAGAAGUAGGCCUCCCCAGUAUCUUCAACUCCAAACCCUGCAGCUACCCUCCGCCGCGUGAGAAGUGCGCCGGACCGUCUUGCACGAAUGCGUACCGGUACAGGGACUCGAAGCUGAAGCUCCCCCUCUGCAGCCUGGAGUGCUACAAAGCUGUCCGCGGGAGCGCUUGA